Molecule: messenger RNA, 2151 nt
Organism: Pezoporus flaviventris
Lineage: Eukaryota; Metazoa; Chordata; Aves; Psittaciformes; Psittacidae
Gene: TMEM170A
Product: transmembrane protein 170A
Exons: 3
Coding region: 3-488 (161 amino acids)
Biological process (GO): endoplasmic reticulum tubular network organization
Cellular component (GO): endoplasmic reticulum membrane
Source: RefSeq, a predicted model, not a curated record
CUAUGAUGAUCGGAAGGGGUGGGGCGGAAAGUGCGGCUGUGAAUGGCGUCUGCGGGCCCGGCCCGGGGAUGGAGGGCGGCGAAGCGGGCGGCGGGGGACUUCUGCAGCAGAUCCUCAGCCUUCGCCUGGUGCCCCGCGUCGGCAAUGGCACCACCACCUACUCCAGCCCUCUCUCUACCUUCCCAGAGAUGUGGUACGGCGUCUUCCUGUGGGCGCUCGUGUCUUCCCUCUCCUUUCACGUUCCGGCAGCUUUGCUAGCGCUCUUCACGCUCCGGCACCACAAGUACGGCAGGUUUAUGUCCGUGAGCCUCCUGCUGAUGGGCAUCGUGGGACCCAUUACCGCUGGCAUUCUCACAAGUGCUGCCAUUGCUGGAGUUUACAGAGCUGCAGGGAAAAAAAUGAUUCCCUUUGAAGCCCUCAUUUUGGGAGUGGGCCAGACAUUCUGCGUGGUGGUGGUUUCAUUUCUACGCAUUUUAGCCACUCUCUAGCUCUUCUUCAGGUACUAGAGCUCUCAGAUUAAAGGAAGAGCAAAGGAUCAGCUGCCUGUGCCACCUCUGAAACAAAUCAGAGGGAACACAACGGGAGGUGUGCCUGGGUGUGUGCUUUCUCUGCUGGAUAAAGGUAACCCAAGGGCCUGCUCCUGCUUCCAGCAUGGCUGGAAAUUAAGCUUAAAAAAAUGGUGAUUUUUGUUAUUUUUUAUAACAUUAAGUGCCAAGUGAAACUUUAUUUCCCUGGAGGAUAGGAAGCUAAAUGGCUUCUGGAGCAGAAGGCCCAUCUACCUUUUACCAGUGAUGAAUUCUAGCCACAGGAUGUAGCUAGGAGGUGACAGUAGCUGUUGUGGGCUAGAACCAGUGCUACAGAGUGAAGUAAUGCUCACUUAAUGCUUUGACUUCUUGCUGCUUUGUUUGCAGUGAAUUCUUCUAAUGUGAAUUUUUAAAUGAGAAAAUGAAUUUGUUUUCUUCCUGGCUGGAAUACUAGCUCUUGCUCAUAGCGAAUUUGGAAGCAGCAAAAGGAAAAAUCAUUUUAGACAGAUGAAAUCACAGAUUUGUUGCUGAGAACUGUGACUGUGAAUACUGCAGUGGGGGGAAUAACUGGUGUAAAAAGGAUUGCUAUCUUUGUGUAUUUUACUACAGUGAAGCCCUCCAGGCACUGUGUACCUUCUGCCUGAGAAGCAGAGCACAGCUGAUGGGGCACUACACCCCACUGCCCACACUAGGAAUCCCAGGGCGCAUGUGUGAGCACUCACUGUUGCUUCUUGGGCUCUGAAGGAGACUCGUGGUUUUAAACGUCUCCAUUCUCCUUUUACUUGCUGAUCAUGUUUACAGUGGUGUGGUGGAAUUGGGUGUGUUUGCUGACACGGAAACAUAGCUGGCCAGCUUAUACAAAACUCAGCACACUGCUUCUUAGGUGACUGCACUGGUUGGUAGCGGGUUGUUGGGAUCUGGGGCUUCCUGGGUGCAGAGGCAGCCAGCUCACAGCAUGGUGCCGAGUAGGAUUCCUGCAAGGCUCCUGGGGGGAGCCGCGGUAAUUCCAAUGUCCCAGUCCAACCCGUGCCAGCAGGCAGCGUGGUCUCUCAGAAUGAAUUGAUUUAGUUUGAUUUAAUUGACUUUUAACUAACUCUUAGAGCUGGCCUUUUGCCAGCAGACAUACCACAUGGCUGGGGCGCUGCAGUAGGUGGCUGGAUAUUUCCUUGGAGCUUGGGUUUUGGGGUACCUUGGAGAAGGUGAGGUUGAGUGCCAAAGAUGAGGGGUUGAUGUAGCCAGUCCCAUGGCUCUGCUGUGGUCCUUUGGUUAUUGCCAUUGGCAUGGCAUGGGCUGCCAAGGGAAGGUGCGAUCUGUAUCCAGCCUUGCAGAACACAUCAGUGUUUUUGCUGAACUCCUUUGGUUUCCAAACCUGCUUGCCUGUUGUACCUGCAACUUAUCAUAAGACCAGUUAUCCUUCAUGAGCCAUGUGUCCUAUCUGCUGAAACAACCCUAAGCAGGGCACUCUGUGUAUCAUGAAGAAGAAUUUCUCUCUAUGUACUAAUUAAUUUCUCAGGAGCAGUCUAUUGGCAGCCAAUGGCGAGAUGUGUUUUUCAGGAGCUACUUACUGAGAUUACCCUAAAUUUUAUCCCAUGUUAAUUCAGGAAAUAAAGCUGUGCAUUUUAGGGAA